This is a messenger RNA of Lucilia cuprina (Australian sheep blowfly), 3971 nucleotides long. RefSeq names its product cell adhesion molecule 3-like. Bases 2547 to 3572 code for a protein of 341 amino acids. The transcript is spliced from 8 exons. NCBI's taxonomy places the organism in Eukaryota, Metazoa, Arthropoda, Insecta, Diptera, Calliphoridae. The record is from RefSeq and is a predicted model, not a curated record.
GUGGUUUUGUAAGGUUCGUCGUCGUUCUUACAUUAAAAACGGUUCAAUUUAUUAAUAUUAGAAAAAAAAUUAAAGAAAAAAAAAAACGAGCGACGGUUAAACGAAGUAACGUUUUCAGUUUUUCUUUGAGUUAUUAAAAGAAAAUCAAAAUAAAAUAUAAAAAAAAUAUUACAAUUUUAUUUAAAUUAAAAGAAAAUUUAAAGGAAAAAAUUCCUCAAUUAUUGUUAUUAAAUAAUCCAAAAAAAAUCUCUUAACAUACAUAUACACUUGCCUGAGUCCUGUAUAUACUACAUAAGGCUAAUGGUAAGUGCUCUGGUGUAACCCAAAUUCGUGUGGUUUUGUGCAAAAUGUAUUAAUGUUUAUUUUUGGGUGGUCUUGAUGUUUUACAACAGUUUUGUUUUAGUUUCCUUUUCUAAAAGAUAAUAAUGAUUUUAAUAUGGCUUUGCGCCAUUGAAUUUGCCAUUUUUACGCAAAAUUAAGCAUUUCCGGCUAAAACGUGUAUUUAAAAAAAAAACCUAAAGAAAAAGUGUGACAGGAAAAUAAGCAAGAAAAAAAGUGAAAAUAAAAUCUUUACAAAUAUUGCCAGGCCAAGGCAUAUAAAAGAAAAAAGAAAAGUUUAAGUUUAAGGAAAAGUAUAAAGUGUCAUUUGAAAAGUGUUUAAACUAAUGAUGUAUAAAAUUUUACACCUUAAUAAAAGCAAAAUCAUAAGAAAAAGUUUGGCUUUUGAAUAUUUAAGAAAAAAAAUUUAAACAACAUAUAUUUCCUAUAACAAAAUAAUAAAGAAAAAGUAAAAAAUAUACAAAAACAACAAUCUUAAAAUUAAAACCUUUGUUUAAACUUAAGCCUAACCAAAUAAAUAAAAAAAUCCAACAAAAACUCAGUUUUUAUGGCUUCAUAAAUAACUUCCAUAUAAAUUUCCAAAAAAAAAGGAGAAAGCAAACAAACCAUUACACUAGCACGUUUAAUAACAUAAAACAUAAAGAAAUAUAUUGAUAAUGUAUAGCAUACUUUAAGGCUAUUUAAAAAAAUUGUUUUAAGCACACUGCUACCGGUUUUAUGGCAAUUUCUUAUUGAUUCAUAUACUUAACUUAAAGUCAUAAAAUAUCAAGUGAAAUUUGUUUACGUUUUUUCCCAAAAAAAAAAGAAACAAAAAAUCCCAUAAAAAGUGUUGGUAUUUGUUUAUUAUAUUUUUUCUGUAUAAUUUUGCUGCCACGAACUUUACGUUUUUCGUUUUUAAUAUUGUUUAUCUUAAAAUACACUUAAAUAUCAACAUAAAAAUGUAAAAGUAUUAAAAAAAAACAAGAGCCGAAGUGUUAGAGUCUACAUAAUAUAUAAUCAAAUAACCAUACCCCCCUUAAAAUAAAUUAACCUGAUUACUUUUAUGGCAAACAACUGCCAGUUAGAAAAAAAGGAUAAAUGCUCAAAAAAAGUUAAAGCAAAAAAUCAAGGAAAAAAAACACUAACUAAAGUAAACAAAUUCAUGGGGAAAAAAAGUUACAAUUGCUAAAUGUUAAACACAAACGUGUUGUUAAUAAAGUUAAUUCCUAUUAAAUGGCUCAAACAAACUACAAGUGUUUUCAAGUUGUCAUCAGAAAAGUUUUUAAAUAAGAAUAAUAACAAGUAUUAUAUAAAUAAAAUAUUACAAAAAAAAAAAAACAAAGAAACGUCUUAAAUUAUGCAACAGCAAAGAAAAAAAAUGUUGUUUUGUUGCUGCAUAAAUAAACAGCAAUAAUAAAUAACAAUAUUUAAUGUGUUUUUCCUUAAGGCGUUAAAGCAAUAAAACAACUACAAAGGAAAUAUUAAAAAAAAAAACAUAUACAUAUACACAAAGGAAAACAAACGUUAAAUAAAAGCAACCAGUUGUGUGGAUACAAUUAAACCAAAAAAAAAAAAGAAAAUCAAACGAAUUGAAAAUGCCUUUUAAACAGUUUAUAGAGGAUUAAGGUGGUAAAAGAGUAUUUUCCCUUGUUUAUGUACGCGUGUGUGUUUUAAUGAUUGCAACUAUGAAAUUAAGAUUAAUAGUGCUAAAAAUUUCAACACAAUUUAGCAUGUUUUGUGCAUAUAACCACCAACAUAAUAACAACAACAGCAGCAGCAGCAGUUGAAAACUGCAGACAUACAAAUAAAUAACGCUUGAAAGUUUUACAUACUUUUAGGCAAAUUUGCUAACGUAGGCAUUAAUACAUCAAAACGAAUUUUUAAUGUUUCCUUUUUGUAAAUUCAGCUAAAAACAUUAAAGCACUUACUCUCUUUCACACUCAUACAUUCACAUUACAAAUACACACCAACACAUCUACAAAAUAUCAAGAUUAAACCUAUUCCUACCACUAAUAAUAAGAGAAACAAAUAAAAGGAAAAUAUAUCUAACAUUUUAAAUAAACUGAUAAAAAAUAAACAUUUUAAAGCAAAAUUUAAAAAAUUAAGAAAAAUAUAAAUUUUAAAUUUCGUUUGCAAAUAAAGUGUCAAAGCAAAAACCCGUCCUAACUUUCUACAUAGUUGGAAAUUAUUAUAUAUAAAUUAAUCCUUAACUAAAAAAAAAACACAACAUGGAGCCUUUUUAUCACUACAUCAGCAUUAGUCUACUAGUCACCAUACUACAUUUCUCCAAUACACAUGAGCAUACGGAUGGUUUUAAACCAGAUGGUGAAAUACUACGUGUGUUGGUUAAUAGUUCUGCUCAAAUUAAAUGUGAUGUUGGCUCAAGUUUACCAGAUGAUAAAGUACUUUUAGUUGUAUGGUAUAAAAAUAAUUUACCCAUAUAUAGGUGUUCACCACCACCCACCGUCACCUGGCUAAUGAAUGGACAAAUACAGAAUAGCGUUGUCGAUUACACGUACAUCGAUAGCAUUAGUACGAUAAAUAGCAAAUUAGUGGUACGAAAUUUGUCACGAAUACACCAGCAUGCGGUGUAUACGUGUCAGGCGAGCAAUUUUCACAAGAAAUAUGUUUCCACGAAUGUAACAAUUGAAUUGUAUUUGCGUCCUUUAUUAGUGGAAAUCUCAUUUAACAAUCAACCCAUGUCAGCAGAUCGUAAAUAUGAAAUUGAAUGUCAAGCUAUUGGCUCUAGACCGCCGGCUAAAAUUACCUGGUGGAUGGGUAAUGUAGAGUUAAAUGGUCAUAGUCAAAAGGUUUCAGAAGAUGGCAAUGUUAGCACCUCAGUACUGACAAUAACACCCACACGAGAGGAUCAUGGCAAGGCUUUGUCCUGUCGAGCCACUAAUGAACUAGUGAGAAAUGGUAUACGGGAAACAGCCAUGAAAUUGAAUGUAUUUUUUAUACCAACCUUACAAUUAGAUUUGGGUUCCAAUCUUAACCCCGAAGAUAUUGAAGAAGGUGAUGAUGUGUAUUUCGAGUGUAAAGUUCAUGCAAAUCCAGCAGCUUAUAAAGUUGUUUGGAAACAUAAUAAUCAAAUCAUUCAGCAUAAUCAACGUGCAGGUGUUAUUGUUAGUAGUGGUGAUUUAGCACUGCAGGGUGUAACACGCCACCAGGCGGGCAAUUAUACUUGUACAGCUUCAAAUGUGGAAGGUGAUGGUGACAGUAAUGUGGUUGAAUUGAAAGUGAUGUGUAAGUAGAGUUUUGUUUUAUUAUUAGUUUAAAAUUUGCAUAAAACAUUUAAAUUAAAUUAAGUUAUUUUAUAAGAAGAAAUUCAAUGUGUAUUUAUUGUUCACUGAGAGAACUAGCAAGCUAAGGGAAAUUCUUAAACAAAGAACUAUAUAUAUGUAUAUAUUUUUUUUUAAUUUCCGCUAAUGAACAUAAAUGUAAUUCAAAUGAGAAGGAGAAGUAGGAAAUUUUAACAAAAAAAAAUUUUAAAUAACCCAAUAAAAUUUGUUAUAGAAAAGAGUCAAAAUUCAUAAUUCAUAAUAUAACAGAGUUUCUUUCUGGAAAAAGUUUAUUUUUAAGAUUAAAUUAAAAGUUAAAUUUGCAAAAAUGUGAUAACACUUUUAUUAAAGUAUUUUAAUUCAAGGCACUUU